AUGCAGCUCACCAAAGCGAUCCUGGCCUUAGCCCUUGUUGUGUCUCCCAUUCUUGCAGCUCCUACGGAGGUCGGCGAAGGAAGUGUAAAUACGAACGUGGAGGCGCGGGCUGUCGACACCGUCUCCUGCACGCCGGACCAAAACCAGAGCGGUGUUAAAUUUGAGGUGGAUGUUAAAGCGGCCAAAGCACUGGCUCAAAAGAUUGGGUGGACGACCGACUCUACUAAGAGCGAUUACCCCCAUCCGUUUGGAGACAAGGAAAAGCUCUGGGCGCAUAUUCCUCUGGAGGCGAACAAGUGUAACAGCAAGACGCGUAUGCUUGAGUACCCAGUCUAUUGGACAAAGUCGAAGGUCAAGGAGUGGGAUCCCUCAAAGAAGAAGAAGGAGCAGCAGAAGACUCCUAUCCGAAUUGUCUACAGCAACUUGAAUGGUGCUCUUCAUUACUGUGGAACCAUGAUCCAUAAAACGGUGGCGAAGGACUUUGGUGGUUCUGGUGACUUCAAACUCUGCCAGUAG
This is a messenger RNA of Aspergillus oryzae RIB40, 516 nucleotides long. RefSeq lists its product as uncharacterized. The transcript has 2 exons. Gene Ontology annotation, molecular function: RNA binding; RNA nuclease activity. Bases 1 to 516 code for a protein of 171 amino acids. The record is from RefSeq and is a predicted model, not a curated record. Lineage: Eukaryota; Fungi; Ascomycota; Eurotiomycetes; Eurotiales; Aspergillaceae.